AUGAAUAGAAUGUUAAUGAAUAGUAUUCAUUUAUCAUUUCCGAAUGAAUCUGCACUUCGAUUGUUAUUGGCUUGUGGAAAUCGUUGGCUUGAUUUAGAUGAAAUCGAAUCUUCUUCUGGUGAUACACCUCUUCAUAUCAUAUGCAAAAGAAAUAGAGAUCAAAAGAUCAUUAAAUUACUUUUGAAUUCUGGAUAUCAUAUGGAUUGUGUGAAUAAAGAUGGAAAAAUUCCAUCAGAUUAUGCAUAUGAUAAAGAGAUUAAAGCUUUGUUUACAACAAAACCAACUCCAGAUCGUCUCAAAUGCUUUUGUGCACGAAUUAUUGCUAAUAAACGUUUGAAUACUGGUACUUCGAGUGCAUUAACAUCAGCUUUAAAGAAAUUUGUUUUCUUACAUGAUAGUUUACGAAUUCAAUCUGAUUUUAACUAA
Molecule: messenger RNA, 426 nt
Organism: Rotaria sordida
Lineage: Eukaryota; Metazoa; Rotifera; Eurotatoria; Philodinida; Philodinidae
Source: the annotation of a GenBank genome assembly